This is a messenger RNA of Scaptodrosophila lebanonensis, 4826 nucleotides long. RefSeq names its product poly(U)-binding-splicing factor half pint (gene hfp). The record is from RefSeq and is a predicted model, not a curated record. Gene Ontology annotation, cellular component: catalytic step 2 spliceosome; precatalytic spliceosome. Gene Ontology annotation, molecular function: RNA binding. NCBI's taxonomy places the organism in Eukaryota, Metazoa, Arthropoda, Insecta, Diptera, Drosophilidae. The transcript is spliced from 5 exons. The coding region runs from base 2791 to 4416 and encodes 541 amino acids. Gene Ontology annotation, biological process: mRNA splice site recognition; regulation of alternative mRNA splicing, via spliceosome; alternative mRNA splicing, via spliceosome.
AACGUUAACCAGCUGGAAGAAAAAAUGGGCAGCAACGAUAGAGCAUCAAAAUCCCCACGUUCGGAUGAUCAGCGCGACAUAAACGAUAUGCCAGUGAAGAGGUCACGCUCAGACUCGGUAAUUGCAGACUUCAUAAUCGCACGAUGAUCUCAAGUGAGGUGAGGUGAGAGUCGAAACUAUAACUAUCGAACAAGUCAGUCAAUCUAAGCAAUUGAAAUGCGCGAGGGGAAAACGCGAUCCGCGACCUAAACUCAAGUAUCGAAACAUAUCUAUCUAUGAAAAGUGUGCGAUCAAGCGAUACAUAUAUACUAAAACAAUAGAAUAAAACGGUAUGGUACCACUGUCACACAAUAUAAAGAGCUGAAAACUCGAAACAUUGGCAAUGACCACAAGCCAUUCUAUACCAUGAAAUAUAACGCGGAAAUUCUCACUAGGAAGUGGGCGCUGGCGCUGGCGCAUCCUGUAUGUACAUAUUUAUAUAUAUAUCAGUAUUGUGCGCCAAGUGAGUCCUCGCUAUCUGUCAACUGAACCGCAACGAAAACUAAUCCAAAAGCAUAUAACUUUCUCUCUCUCUUCUAUAUCUCUUUUUGAUUUUUUUGUAAGCGUUUUCUUUUUAAGUUUGUUCCGCCUAAACUAAGUCGUUCACUCGAUCGAGAGAUGCCAAAUUAGUGUUUGCCCAUACUACCAACCAAAAAUCAGCCACAAACAGCCAACCAACAAACAUCAACACGCGAACCACCGCAUUAUCCGCUUCUAACAACAAUCUAGCCGAGGCCCACGUCGACGCUGGCCAGCGGGUUUCUAUCAUGGGCUGUCACGGCCAGCCAGCCGGCACUGACUCGACAACAACUACCUAUACAAAAUUACUUCAUUCGAAACGUAAUUAAAAUUUUUUGUCUUUUCUUCUCAUUGUCUCCAUAGGGGAAUUAUAAAUUAAGCACCUUGUCCGUUACUGUAAUUUCCGAUUCGUGCCGAACAAAAUCUCGAAAAAGUUCGGUGUCCAUGAAAUUCUCCGGGACUGUGAAUCUACAUAUGUAUAUCUUUAAAAGUUCAACCGGCUUAGCUUUAUAGGUCCGUUAAAAAUUCAAUUAACAUUAAACUUGACAGCUUUUAAUCCUCUCAUACGUAUACAUACAUAUAUAUGUAAUGCAUUCGAAUGGAUAUUUUGGCUGGGCCAUCAGCCACGUAUUGCUCCCUGUUUAGUCCCAUCCAACAACUACAACAACAACAGCAAACACCACAUGAAUAACGUACGGCGGAAAAACCUAACCAACUUAAAAAUAUUGUUGCUCUUAUUAUCGUUUCAGCGUCUUGUUUUCUUUUUAUUUUCUCUUUUUUAUCACUGAGCAAUGUAAUGUGUGACCCUUCAAGUCAAAAACCACGCCCCAACUCAUGGAAACCGUAUCGAAACGCACAUAAGGUCGUUUAUAAUUUCUAUUUUAUAAUAUUUGCGAGAGCUGAGCACACGGCACCCUCUUGACUAUCCCAAGUUGCGAAAGAAAGUGGAGAAGAAAUAAUAAUAUGAAUGAAUGAAUUUUGAAUUUACCGGCCGGGUGGUCUUGCACUUUAGAGAGGGUUCAGUGUGCCCAGGUCUGGGAGUAAUUUGUUCUUUGAUUUCGAUGUGCCGCAAGAAGAUUAUCCAUCUUGAUGGUAUCCGUUGGAUGAGCUUUAUGAUUUCAAUUUUGAUUUGGCAUAAGUUAAACGGCAUUAUCUUUAACACGCUCACAUAUAAACACAACACACAUACUAGCACAUACAUUUACCUAUUUACAUAAAUACAUACACAACCAGUAAGCGUACAUACAUAUCAACAACAUACUGUGUAUAUGUUUAUUUAUUUUACGGGUGCUUCUCUUUUUAUUCUUGCAUCUUCCAGCUUAUAAACAAAAUGAUAAAAUGCUCUUUCUAAUUGAGAAAGAAACCAACCAAUCAGUCACUACUACUACUAUCAUUCAGGCAAUUAAGCGUAUCGAUAUCCAAUCCAAAUCUAAUCAGUCGUUACAAUGCAAAGACUCUCAUCCAAAGUGAAAUAAAACGAAAUUUACGCAUAUGUACAUAUCUCUAUGUAUCCUAUGAUGUACAAACGAAUGUCAUUAGAUAAUUAAGCAAGCAAGCAAGCACAAAAACAACCAAAAUUACGAUUAUGCAUCGAUAGCUAAUCCUCUAUAGCUCUGUGAUCGAAUCGACCAAUCGUCUGUCAGCUGUCCAGAGCCGUGCGCCCCACUGGCCCGCGCAAGCAGAUCCACGAAUGAAACGCAAAAAGCCGGCCAGCGAAAUUAUUAUUAAUGUUUUUUUUUUCUAUUUUUUUCUUUUUGUCUUUAUCUUUCUUGCAGGCAACCGUUUUUGUUGUUUCAAAUGCAUGCUCCAUACUCUGGGUAUCGUCGUCAUUGCAGACCCGAUAUCAACUGCCUGACGGUUCUGCAAGUUUGCGAGCCACAAUGACAGACGCAUGCCCGAGAGUUGCCUUCGAAACAGAAAAACGCAUGAAUCAGAAAUCUCAAAUAAUUGAAAACCAAAUUGCAUUAUCGAUUGCAUAGCUGAUGAUCAUGAUGAAAAUGAACACCUCUGCCUCUGUCGUAUGAGAUGGACUAAUCUGUCUUCCUAAUUCUAGGCAAGUCUACGGAUACCAAAAUUCCGUACCUUUCGCAGCCUCUGUACGAUCUGAAGCAGACGGGCGACGUUAAGUUCGGUCCAGGCACUCGUUCAGCGCUGUUGGGACUCCUGGGUGGGGCUUUGCCCAAACUGACAUCAGAGCAGCAUGAUCUCGUAAGCAAGGCGAAGAAGUAUGCCAUGGAACAAAGCAUUAAGAUGGUCCUAAUGAAGCAGACGCUAGCACACCAACAGCAACAGUUGGCCACGCAACGUACCCAAGUGCAGCGACAACAGGCAUUGGCUCUAAUGUGCAGAGUGUAUGUUGGCAGCAUUUCAUUUGAGCUUAAAGAAGACACCAUUCGCGCCGCUUUCAUGCCCUUUGGGCCGAUCAAAUCAAUCAACAUGUCCUGGGAUCCUAUUACACAGAAACAUAAGGGUUUUGCCUUUGUUGAAUACGAGAUACCAGAGGGCGCGCAGCUGGCAUUAGAACAAAUGAAUGGUGCUUUGAUGGGUGGACGCAACAUAAAAGUCGGUCGUCCGAGCAAUAUGCCGCAGGCCCAACAAGUUAUAGAUGAGGUCCAGGAGGAAGCAAAGAGUUUCAAUCGCAUUUAUGUAGCCUCCAUACAUCCAGAUCUCUCGGAAGAGGACAUUAAGAGUGUAUUUGAAGCGUUCGGACCUAUUCUAUACUGUAAAUUGGCGCAGGGAACUUCGCUACACACGCACAAGGGCUAUGGAUUCAUCGAGUAUGCCAACAAGCAGGCCAUGGAUGAGGCCAUUGCCAGCAUGAAUCUCUUCGAUUUAGGCGGUCAACUUUUACGUGUGGGACGAUCCAUUACGCCACCAAAUGCGUUAGCAUGUCCCCCAACGAAUUCAACAAUGCCAACGGCGGCUGCUGUGGCGGCUGCCGCUGCAACAGCAAAGAUUCAGGCUUUGGAUGCAGUUGCCAGUAACGCCGUACUGGGCUUAUCAGCUACACCGGCUCUCGGCAUUGCUAAUGCCGUUGCUGCUAAAGUGGGCGGUCUGCCGGUGAUAAAUCCUGUCAACCCGGCAGCCACUGUAUUGCAUCCGGCUUUGGCAGUAACCCAAGCACCAGCCACAGCACUGUUGGCGCCGGGAAUAUUCCAAACGCCAACCAUUGGGGCGCCCAGUCUGCUAGGUGUACCAGCCGGUUUGCCUGCUCUGACAACUGUGGCACAGCCUACACUUCCACCACCAGCUCUGCUAGCAACGCCAACCGUCCCUCUGCCCGGCACAGUAGUUCCGCAGGUGACGGUCGGUAUAGAGACUAGCAAUGGAGCAGCGGCUACGCUAUCGGUGGCUGCCAAUAAUGCUGCAGUAACUGCCGCCAAUUUGUCGGAGAACAUCAAGAAGGCGCAUGAGAAGCAGCAGGAGGAAUUGCAAAAGAAACUAAUGGACGAGGGUGAUGUGCAAACCUUGCAACAGCAGGAGAAUAUGUCUAUCAAAGGGCUUAGCGCUCGACAAUUGGUUAUGCAGCGGCUAAUGAGGCCGCUCGAGUCUCGUGUCAUCAUAUUACGGAACAUGGUGGGUCCCGAGGACGUGGACGAGACCCUGCAGGAGGAGAUACAAGAGGAAUGUAGUAAAUUUGGCACAGUCAGUCGAGUUAUCAUAUUUAAUGAGAAGCAAACCGAAAAUGAAGAUGAUGAUGAGGCCGAAAUAAUUGUAAAGAUCUUUGUAGAGUUCUCUGCCUGCAAUGAAGCAGUACGGGGCAAGGAUGCGUUGCAUGGACGAUUUUUUGGCGGACGUCGUGUUGUGGCUGAACUAUACGAUCAGGCCCUUUUUGAUCAGGGCGACCUGUCUGGUUGAACGUUUUGUCUUGCGAUUUUAGUAUUAAGCUCACUAGCUCGGACCUUUUCUUCUGGCUAAUGUUAACAGCCGACUUUUUUAUAUACACCUUAAACUUAACAUUUUAUUUAUUACGACGAAUGCGCCUAUUUAUGUAUGUAUUCUCCACCCGCGACAAAUCUAAAAAAGGUUCAAACUGCGAUGUAGAAGAAAGUGAUUUAGUUGUAACGACCCAAAAGCAAUUGCCGCAGAGUAGUUGUGUAAAAUAAUAAUGGUAUAAGUUUUCAGACCCUUUUUUAAUGAGAGAGAUAUCUAAAAAGAGAUUUGCCUACAAAGCAAAACGUAUGAUGUGUUUAUCUUAAUUAACUAUUUGUACAUUUUAUUUGUCUCAGCGCUUAAAUACAAAUAAAAAUCUAAUUUUCAAAAAAAAA